Molecule: messenger RNA, 2830 nt
Organism: Oncorhynchus mykiss (rainbow trout)
Lineage: Eukaryota; Metazoa; Chordata; Actinopteri; Salmoniformes; Salmonidae
Product: GRAM domain-containing protein 2A
Biological process (GO): regulation of store-operated calcium entry
Cellular component (GO): organelle membrane contact site; endoplasmic reticulum membrane
Molecular function (GO): phosphatidylinositol-4,5-bisphosphate binding
Source: RefSeq, a predicted model, not a curated record
GUUUUAUAAUGAAAGGCCCCUUUGUUCCACAGCACAGUGCACAUGCGUUUUAAUAUGGGAAUGGACAUUUUCUGUGUUCUUCGAAUUGUGUAAGUCAAUUUGCAUGUUUUAAUUUUCAUAAUUGAAUGAACAUGUCGGGUCUAGGGUUUAGCAAGAACCUCUCAGCCCACAUAAUGUAUAAUGCCGUAAGCUAUCCAUAUUUGGACUAGGCCUAUAGUGCCUAAUAUUAUGUUGUUUAGCCAACAUGAUUCUGGAUAAAACAUUUAUACACAAGAUAUGAAUAAUGAGCGCUCUCUGUACGAAUGAAUGUCAGUGAUGUCCUUGGUGCAGGUCCUUGGACCGUAAAGGCUACAGUUAGUAGGACACACAAAACAACGCGGGAGGAAACCGGAAUAAGCCACUGCCCACUGCGCUCGUAGAUGCUCGGCGCAACAAGUCAGCCAGCAGACAUUCCAUGUGCUCAGUACUCCUCUGCCUUCGUUUUGACAACUCCGACAACCGUUUCGCCUCUUCCAGUCUCGUCUACCUUUCCCCACGGACUUCUUUACUAUCGAAGACGAUGAUGUGGACAUUCGGCCGAAUUUUGUCUUCUGUGAGUGCGCCGUGGAAAUGAUAUACUCGACAGCAUAGCUGAAGCAGCAUACCCGCAGCUUCCGCCACGGAUGAUGAUGAUGAUGAUGGACCAACAGGAGCAGAGUGAUGACAUCAGUGUCAUGAGCCCGCUGGAGUUGCUGACCGAGGCCGCCAAGGAGGACGAUGGGCACUGCCAACCACAGUUCAGGCUGCAACUGAUUGAUGACCUGACGUAUGAAGAUGUCAAGAAAUGCUACAGGGGCUCGACCGUCAGCAAAUACAACUCCCAGUACCACAAGCUGUUCCAGAGCGUCCCCAAGGAGGAGAUCCUUAUGAAAGUGUAUUCCUGUGCUCUCCUCCGAGACAUCCUACUUCAGGGCCGCCUCUACAUCUCCCGCAACUGGCUGUGUUUCUAUGCCAACCUCUUUGGGAAGGACAUCAAGGUGGCCAUUCCAGUGGUGUCAUUACGGCUGGUGAAGAAGCACAGGACGGCAGGCCUGGUUCCCAACGGGUUGGCCAUCACCGUGGACACCAGCCAGAAGUAUGUGUUUGUGUCCUUGCUGUCUCGAGACAGUGUCUACGACAUCCUCAGGAGGAUCUGCACACACCUUCAGGUGAAUGGGAAGAAAAGCCUUAGCCUGAAGCAGUACUUGGAGGAGCCUAGCUCAUUAUCUAUGGAUGAGUUCCCCGUGGUCAAUGACUUCCCUGCGGUGUUGAAGUGGAGGAGAAAGCCGUCCAGUCCGUCCGUGUCCUCCUCUCUCCCGGAUCUCCUUGGUAACUCCACCAGCAGUCGGCGUGCAGUGGACAUCCCCUACCUACCUACGGAGGUUCCACUGACAUUAAAGGAGCGGAGUCUGGAGACAGGGAAGAUCCUCCUGACAGAGCCAGUACCAGAACUGGGCCACAUGGAGUACCAACUGCUCAAGUUCUUCAUCCUGCUUAUCGUCCUGCUCGUCAUGUCCUCCUGCUACCUGGCCUUCCGUGUGUGUUGUCUAGAGCAGCAGCUGUCCUUCCUCAACACACAUCCCACAAUGCCCAUGAGAGAGAGGUAACACUUGCUGCAUGCUGCGUCAACAUUGGACAGAUGGUCUGUCAGUCACGGAGGUUCUCCUGGCGAUUGGGCAAACAGAGACUCUGUUUGUUUACCUGUUCACUCUGUCCCACCCUGUAGGUGUGGAGAAGUGCCCUGCUGGUUCAAUGAAAAGACAAUGACUUGAGAAAAUCCAAGACCUGAAGCCAAAACUGCAGUUAAAUAGACCGUCCAAUAGGGGGUGCCAGAGAGACAAGAAUCCUCUUGUCGUUCCAUAGAAAGACUAUGGACUGCAGACAAAAGACUGGAAUGGAUGGAGGAGGAUUGGAAGAAGACGACUACAGAGUAGGUGUCAAUGGGACAGAGCCAACGGAGUUCACCUGACCUUUGACCUCAAUGUCCUUGUUUUACUCGGAUUCUGCCAAGGAACAUUACAAUACCAGUCAACUGAUCAGACACUUCCGCGUCCAGGAUUUUAGAGGCAGAGCCUGUUGUCAGAGACACAGAGCCUGUUGUCAGACACACGGAGCCUGUUGUCAGACACACGGAGCCUGUUGUCAGACACACGGAGCCUGUUGUCAGACACACGGAGCCACACGGAGCCUGUUGUCAGACACACGGAGCCUGUUGUCAGACACACGGAGCCUGUUGUCAGACACACGGAGCCUGUUGUCAGACACACGGAGCCUGUUGUCAGACACACGGAGCCUGUUGUCAGACACACGGAGCCUGUUGUCAGACACACGGAGCCUGUUGUCAGACACACGGAGCCUUUUUCAACAGGAAUAGACUGUACCCAGUAGGAGAGUUGCUACGAGAGAGACUGAAUAAAGAUUGAAUAUAAGAAGGCAGUCCGAUCAGGAACUCAACCUGACCUGGUCAACCAUUUCCAACCGUAGCCCACCUUGCAAUGUUUACUGUGCAUGGUCACCAAGACAUAACCGUUCCUGUAAUACUAAGGAAAAAUAUAAACUAUUUCAAUGGACACAAUUAUCAGAGGUUUAACAUUUCUGUCAGAAUUUGAAGAUGCUGUGCUCGAGUCUUGUCAGAAUUGUAAAGCCAUUGUCUGUGAAUCUGUGUUGGGUGGAGUGGAACUUUGGACGUGAACGGAGAGAAAGUGGUGAAAGUAUUAAGAGAGAGAGGGAGAGAGGAGAGAAAGACAAAGAGACAGAGACAGAGAGGAGAGAGAGAGAGAGAGAGAGAGGAGAGAGAAAGACAAAGAGACAG